Molecule: messenger RNA, 1735 nt
Organism: Perca fluviatilis (European perch)
Lineage: Eukaryota; Metazoa; Chordata; Actinopteri; Perciformes; Percidae
Product: eotaxin-like
Exons: 3
Coding region: 1047-1472 (141 amino acids)
Biological process (GO): positive regulation of GTPase activity; monocyte chemotaxis; immune response
Cellular component (GO): extracellular region
Molecular function (GO): CCR chemokine receptor binding; chemokine activity
Source: RefSeq, a predicted model, not a curated record
AAAAAAGUAGAUAAACACAUUCAAAAUGUUUGAUGAAGAUCCAAGUUAAAUUCUUUGUUACAGAUAAUUGUGAGGGAUAUAUUUUAAAGUUCGAGCUAACAUGAAAGCUUCCUCCAUUUUUGACACACCAGCCUCGGUGUUCAUCACUGUCAAGAGGGUUUAAGGUUGUCAAACAGCUGAAAUUUGAAUGUCAAAAUUCACCAAAGUGAAGAUUUAGGUUCCAUACCAUAGAUGUAAAUGCUAACAUUCAGGGCGAUGCACUCCCAUGCACUCCCAUGCACUUAAAAAAAGAGCCAAAAAUAAGUUCAACCACCUGUGUGGGUGAACAGGGCCGUUAAGCAAAGCCUGGUUGAGAAGGUCAUUGGUGUGUGCGUGUGUGUGUGUGCGUGUGUGUGCGUGUGUGUUGGUGUGUUGUUGCUAUUAUAGGUAUUUAUUUUGAGUUUAACCUGGUACAAGCAUUUCUGAUAAGUAUAAGUAUCAUUUUAUCUGAUUUAAUGGAAUUUCCCUACUGCAAAUCUAACAUUUAAUGAUAAUAAUAUUACAUAAAUUCAAAGCCCCAACCCUCAUACUAUCAGUGACUCUUAAAGUAGAGGCAGCUUGUGGCUUUCUGAGUGAGUGUAAAGGAAAGUGAUGAGUGUAUGUGUACACCUAUCUAUGAAGGUUUGUACUUUUGUGUACUUGUUGCAUUGUGGGUAGGACUGUGGUAAAUGGUCUGUUUCCCAUCUUUGGCUUGUAAGAGGUGAACUCAUUCUUUCCUCUCCCCACUGCGCGGCUACAGUGACUGUCUACCAUGGUGACGGGUUAGGGGUGUGAUGAUGGGGGAGAGGCGGAAGGGGCUUGUGUUUUAUAAGAGCCAAAAUCAAAAGUCCCCUCAUCGUGAAAGACAUAAAAGUGCACGCCACUCCUGCCGUGUGAGAAAGACUGUCUUGAUUCAUUGCUUUGAACACUAUUCAAGCAAGUAGCAGGGCUAUUGUGUAUUUGAUUCAGAUAGUAUAAGUCUGUGCUGAGAGAUACUGCACUCCACAACUGAAGGACAAAGCCAGAAGAUGAGAUUCAGUCCGGUGAUAGCCGCUCUUCUCUGCUUCACCACGUGGAUGAGCAUGGCCCAUGCAACCAAUGGACCGGUGGCCAGCUGUUGUCUCCGGUGGUCUAUCACUCGAGUCCCACUUGAACGAAUUGUGAAUUACACCAAUCAGUCUGAAGGCAUCUGUCCAAUCAGAGCCGUAGUGUUUCAGACAAAGCGUGGAAGGAGGAUUUGCUCCGACCCUAACAGUGACUGGGCACUAAGAGCCAUUCGGAAGGUGGACGAGGAGAAAGAAAUAAAAGCAUUGCAAGAGGAAUCAACAAGCGACAUCCCACCAGCAGUGUCCACCGCACCAACAAACGCGCGGCAGAAGGAAUGCAGAAAUGGAAGGAGACGCCAGAGGAAGAAGACCAGGCGUGGGAGGAAGGGGCAGAGAAAACGUGUGUGAGGAAUCACGAGACAAUUCAAAGCUACCGCAGUCAGCAAACAUGACUCUUUCCACUUGGACUUGUCCUGCUAUAUUGCACGAACAGUAAACAAACCUGAAACAAAAGCAGCUUUUUUUAUAUAUAUUAUUGUAUCUAUUAAAUCUCCAAUACAUAUUUAAAUAUAUGUUCAUUAUACCUUGUUGUCAUAAAAGGGUGUAUGUCUAUCAAAAGAGCAUCAUUUUCUACCUUUUCCAGUCAAUUACCAAUAAAGUCUUCUUAUACA